AUGAGAUAUACCACUGACAAGUCUAUUAGGCAAAGUAUAGCUCACAUUGAAAAUGUGCAGGAUUUUCUAGAAGCUGUUAGGAAGAAAUUUACUAAGUUUGAUAAGGCAGAAAAGGGAACCUACAUGAAGCUACUCACUACCACAACUUAUGAUGGGCUUCGUGGAGUUCAAGAGCACAUUGUGAAGCUCAUUCAUUUCUUUAAUAAAUUGAAGGAAAUGAAGGUUGAGUUAGCAGACAGUUUUCUUGCGUGGCAAGUGCUUGAGUCUUUACCAUCUCAAUUUGAUGGACUCAAGAUCAUAUAUAAUGCUCAAAAAGAAAAAUGGAGCUUGAGUGAAAUGAUUGCUAUUGUCACUCAAGAGAAAGAGAUGAUGAAAAUAGGAAAGUCUCCUGUUGCUCUCAUGGUGUCAUGA
This is a messenger RNA of Carya illinoinensis, 411 nucleotides long. RefSeq lists its product as uncharacterized. NCBI's taxonomy places the organism in Eukaryota, Viridiplantae, Streptophyta, Magnoliopsida, Fagales, Juglandaceae. Bases 1 to 411 code for a protein of 136 amino acids. The record is from RefSeq and is a predicted model, not a curated record. The transcript has a single exon.